Molecule: messenger RNA, 847 nt
Organism: Hibiscus syriacus
Lineage: Eukaryota; Viridiplantae; Streptophyta; Magnoliopsida; Malvales; Malvaceae
Product: LOB domain-containing protein 38-like
Exons: 2
Coding region: 87-740 (217 amino acids)
Biological process (GO): regulation of gene expression
Source: RefSeq, a predicted model, not a curated record
CCUUUCGCCCACUUUCUUUAUCUACAACAAGUGAACACAAGUCCUUUUUUGUUUCUGAAGAUCAGACGGUGGUUAGUUGAGGAAAAAUGAGCUGCAACGGUUGCCGAGUGCUCCGAAAAGGGUGCAAGGAGACAUGUGUGUUACGCUCAAGCUUACGUUGGAUCGAGUCCCCCGAAGCACAAGGCAACGCCACCUUAUUUCUCGCAAAGUUCUUCGGCCGCAGUGACCUCCUGUCGUUUAUCUCUUCCGUCCCUGAAUCCCAACGCCCCGCUUUGUUUCAGUCUUUAUUGUUCGAGGCAUGUGGUCGUACAGUGAAUCCGGUGAACGGAGCGGUUGGACUGUUAUCCAGUGGGAACUGGCAUAUCUGCCAGGCGGCGGUGGAUACGGUUCUUCAAGGCGGAGCGUUACGGCCUAUUACGGGGGUUUGGACGCCGAGUCGCGAUGAGUCAUCUGAUCCUUUUUUUGGCAACAAUUCGUACAACUUCCAGAGCCGCUACGCUGAGUCGAAGCCUUUGAUGAGGAUGUUGAUGGAGAAUCAAUCGGGUUCUACGGCGUCGGAUCAAAGUCUGUCUUUGAUGACGAUGCCCGGUGGAGGAAGACGUGGCGGAAGGCGAUACGAGGAAGAAAAGAAGAGAACAAAAACGCCGUCUCUUUAUUCGGAGGAAUCCGAAAUAACUACUUACGGGAGCAACGAAAAUGAAGGAAGCCGGAAGAAAAAGAUUUUGAAACUCUUCGUGUGAGAAAAGUUAAAGAGUUUAAAAUAGAAAGGAAAAAAAACGGUCUUUUUUAUUAGCCGGCGAUCAUGUAGUGAAUAAUGAAGAGAAAAUAAUAAAGAAAGAGUUGGGGA